CACAACUUGUCGAAGAGAACUCAGCAUUUCGUUGUCAGAAGACGUUGACAGUAGAACUGAUUUUGAUUUGCAAAUUACAGUAAAAAAAAAUGGCUGGUGCCGGCCCAGGAGUUCCAUCAAGUUCUCGAGGUGGAGAAAGCAAAUAUCGUCAACGUGCGGUGGUUCUUGGAAACCUACCAGAUGACUUUUUGAAACCUGACAGUCUUGUGGGUAAUAGCCCAUCUAACCAAGAAAGUAUUGACAGAGAGUUUGCCAUUCAAUUACAUCAACAGCAGCGGAAUGCCAAUAUUCAAUAUAUUAACCAAAGCUAUGCUGGUCAGUUGAUAAUAACUAUCGUUGAGGCUUCAUUUGUGAAGAACUAUGGAGUAACUCGAAUGGACCCUUAUGUCCGCGUACGCAUUGGUCACACAAUCUAUGAAACUCCCGCAUGCCCCAGUGGAGGAAGGACUCCUCGAUGGAACAAACGUAUCCAAUCUUAUCUACCAACUGGAGUGAAAAGCAUCGGUAUUGAAGUUUAUGAUGAAUGCGCUUUAACAAUGGACGAACUGAUUGCGUACGGCCAGAUUCCGAUUCCGGAAGCCGUUUUCCGUCAAGAAUCCGUUGACCAGUGGCUCCAACUGAGUGGUAAACAAGGCGAAAACAAAGAAGGGUCCAUUCGUAUAAUAUUUACGCUUUUGCCAAUUGCUGCGCCGCAGUUCAUUGCGCCGGGAGCUAUGGGAUUCGCUAUGGCUCCUGCUUACGGCGGGUAUCCGCUUGUGAAUUCAACCGUCAUCCCGGUUGCCCAAACACCGAUAGCUGCACCCGUGAUGGUCAUGCCUGCCUAUGGCCCUACCUGUGUAUCCGUCCCCGUUUAUAAUUCUACCAAUCCAGCAACCGGCAUGGUAACUGCCCAGGGGCAUCCUUCCAUGGUUUCACGCCCGAAGCCACUUACACAAGAGGAAAUCAAGGAAAUCAUGAGCAUGUUUCCGACCAUUGAUCCUCAAGUAAUUCAGAGUGUCAUUGAUGCGUGUGACGGUCGCCGUGAAGCCAUCGUCGACAGCCUUCUGCAGAUUUCAGAUCAGUGAACAGCUAUCUGGCCAAGGAUGGUUGAAGGUUAAGUAUUUAGUUCAGUUGCGUUUUGUCAAGUAUUUUUGGUGUUUAAGAGCUUUUUUAAAUUUAUUGAUAGCAGAUUACAGAGAUAUCCUUUUACUUUAAGCUUUACACAAUCGCUAGUCAUUUAUCAGAGUGAAACCUAUUCCAGAAAAUUGCUGUGUAUUAUCACAUCGUAUUUCUUCCAGUCUAGAUUUCUAAUUCCUACUAAAUUGCCGUUCUGGCGUCAAUUUGUGAAAAAUAUAUAUGUUGCAUAACUUU
Daphnia carinata is the source of this 1350-nucleotide messenger RNA. RefSeq names its product toll-interacting protein B-like. NCBI's taxonomy places the organism in Eukaryota, Metazoa, Arthropoda, Branchiopoda, Diplostraca, Daphniidae. Gene Ontology annotation, cellular component: cytoplasm. Gene Ontology annotation, biological process: ubiquitin-dependent protein catabolic process. Gene Ontology annotation, molecular function: ubiquitin binding; ubiquitin conjugating enzyme binding. The transcript has 6 exons. The record is from RefSeq and is a predicted model, not a curated record. Bases 90 to 1064 code for a protein of 324 amino acids.